CUCUCUCUCUCAGUUUUCAGACCUGGAGAAGGCCAUCAACACUCUGGUCACAAACUUCCACUCUGCUUCAGCUGAUAAAAGCUCUAUGCUUAAGGCAGAUGAAUUCAAGAGCCUCCUUUCCUCGCAGCUGCCUAACCUCGUCAAGACCGGAGGGUCAGACGCCGGGUUCGGGGAGGUGCUGAAGCAGAUGGGGGUGAAGGAUGGAGAAGGAAUCACCUUCAGACACUUCUGGACCCUGAUCCAAAAUGUGGCUACGUCCCAAUUCGGCCUGCUCAGCCACGACAAAGUGUCCAAAUGCACCUGCCUUCUACUGUGAGCACCGCUCUUCAGUUAGGUCAAGAUGGAGGGAGGAUGUUCACAUCUUCUAGCCGACAAAACAUUCUCAUUCUCCUUCUCUUUCUGUCUUCAUUUAAGCCAUCAUUUUUUUCCCUUCUUAAAAAACACUAAUCGUGCAUUAUUCUAGUGAAAAGUCUGCCUGAUGAUUCCAUCGAUCCAGUGCAAUAUCAAUUCACCGCCAUUUUACCUGAUACUGUUACCAAAAGUACAUACCAUCUAUGUAAAGGGACCAUAAACAUAAAACUGUACAAUCACUUUCUUUACAAAUCGCGAUUAACUGGAGUUUUGUAAUAAAAAAAAAUAAUAAAAAAAAUAAAUAAAAACUUUUUAAAAAAUCGACUGUUUUCUAAAAUAUAUGUUACUGAAUGCUUGUCUACAUGUAACACUCAUAAUGUAUCAUGUCAUGUUUGGUGUGUUUGUGUAAUCUCACCUUCCUGUCUUUACAAGACAUCAGCAGUCAAAAGUUUGUGCUCAUAGAAUGGUUUUGUCUUUUUUUUUGAACUAAUAACACAAUCAUGAGGAGAACAGAAAAAAUCCGAAAUCAAAAAUAUUUUAGCAUUUAAAGGCCUCAUGAUGGAGCUUGAGACUUUUCUGAAGGUUCCCAAAUAACCAGGAACCAAGAAACUCAGUGCUCGACUGAAAUUCUGACAGAAAUCCACUUGUUCAGGGAAAUGAUUUCAUUUUAAUUGAGAAAUAAACUGAUCCCUGAGCACUGAACGUCAAAGCUGUAUAAACUUUUGACCGCUAGUGUAUAUCCAAGCUGUAAAACUCUCUCAGCUGCUCAUCUGUCCUCAGACGUGACAUGAUUUUCUCAUAUUUAUACUUCAAAAUUCACCUCUUCUCAUCCAAUUGCAUCUUGAAACAUGUUAUAAUUAAAGUCAAACCCUUUAUUAUUA
Neoarius graeffei (lesser salmon catfish) is the source of this 1232-nucleotide messenger RNA. RefSeq names its product S100 calcium binding protein V2 (gene s100v2). Bases 86 to 316 code for a protein of 76 amino acids. NCBI's taxonomy places the organism in Eukaryota, Metazoa, Chordata, Actinopteri, Siluriformes, Ariidae. The transcript has 2 exons. The record is from RefSeq and is a predicted model, not a curated record.